Molecule: messenger RNA, 512 nt
Organism: Pan troglodytes (chimpanzee)
Lineage: Eukaryota; Metazoa; Chordata; Mammalia; Primates; Hominidae
Gene: SMIM9
Product: small integral membrane protein 9
Exons: 3
Coding region: 86-385 (99 amino acids)
Source: RefSeq, a predicted model, not a curated record
GAAAGACCUACGGACAAAGACAUCUCUCCUUGGCAGAGUGAGCUAGGAUUACCAGCUCUUCAGCCGCAGCUGAAGGCAGGAGUCCAUGGAACCCCAGAAGCUGCUGAUAAUUGGAUUUCUGCUAUGCUCUCUAACUUGCCUCUUGUUGGAGACAGUAGCUUCCUCUCCUUCGCCUUUGUCUGCCUUGGGAAUACAAGAAAAAACAGGAUCGAAACCACGCUCAGGGGGUAGUCACAGGUCCUGGCUGAACAACUUCAGGGAUUACUUAUGGCAACUUAUCAAGAGUGCCUUACCUCCAGCAGCCAUUGUUGCUUUUCUUCUCACCUCAGCACUAAUGGGGAUGCUCUGCUGCUUCACCAUUCUUGUAGUUGAUCCAGUCCACUGAAGAACUAGAAGAUUCAAUAGGGCAAGUGUGGUCUCUCCAGUUGGACUCCAAAAGAGUGGGGCAUUUGCUAUCUGCUUAAAAUGAGGAAGUAUCUAUCAGUUGAAAUUAAAUCGUCUUCCAACUUGAA